This is a messenger RNA of Sinocyclocheilus rhinocerous, 1195 nucleotides long. Its product is annotated as gastrula zinc finger protein XlCGF8.2DB-like. The transcript is spliced from 3 exons. Gene Ontology annotation, molecular function: RNA polymerase II cis-regulatory region sequence-specific DNA binding; DNA-binding transcription repressor activity, RNA polymerase II-specific. NCBI's taxonomy places the organism in Eukaryota, Metazoa, Chordata, Actinopteri, Cypriniformes, Cyprinidae. The record is from RefSeq and is a predicted model, not a curated record. Gene Ontology annotation, biological process: regulation of immune system process; regulation of cytokine production; negative regulation of transcription by RNA polymerase II. The coding region runs from base 1 to 1149 and encodes 382 amino acids. Gene Ontology annotation, cellular component: nucleoplasm.
AUGGUUCCAGUGGAUACAGCACUGGUGAAUGAGUUCAGAACAACACUGGUGGAGGUUGGAGGAAGAGGACUCCUAAACGCAAGUGUCCAAACACACAGAAAAACUCCUGGUGAAGCAACUGAGAUCCACACAAUUACAAAGAUGCCAUCUAUUAAAGAGGAGAGUGAAGACAUGAAGAUUAAAGAAACCUUCAGAGUGAAACAAGAAGAGACCGAGGAACAAACAGAUCUGAUGGCACUGAAAGAGGAGAGUCAGAAAGAUGAACUGAAUGAAAUGAAAGAGAAAAAUCAGGAUGAGAAGUGUCAUGAUUUAAAGAGUGGAGAAAAAUCCUCAAAGACUGAAGAGAUUUCUUCACAAAAAAGAGGUCAGAAGACCGGAUCUAACAGUUAUUUUACCUGCUGUCAGUGUGGUAAGAAUAUAACUAAUAAGCAAAACCUUGAAGUCCACAUGAGAGUUCACUCUGGAGAGAAGCCUUUCAGCUGCCAACAGUGUGGAAAGUGUUUCACUCAAAAACAAAACCUUAAAGUCCACAUGAGAGUUCACACUGGAGAGAAGCCUUACACCUGCAAACUGUGUGGACAAAGUUUUAAACUUAAGGGAAACCUUAAUGCCCACGUGAGAAUUCACACUGGAGAGAAACCGUACACCUGCAAACUGUGUGGGAAGAGCUUCUCACGAAAAGAAAGUCUUAAGACUCACUUGAACAUUCACACAGGAGAGAAGCCUUGCAUAUGUGGUCAGUGUGGAAAGAGAUUCAAAUGUAAAGAAACCCUUAAUCACCACAUGAGGAUUCACUCAAAAGAGGACUGUUUUAUAUGUCAUCAGUGUGGAAAGAGUUUCCUGCAUAAAAGAAGCCUCAACGCUCACAUUAGACUUCAUACUGGAGAGAAGCCUUUCAUCUGCCCUCAGUGUGGAAAGAAUUGCACAAAUAAAGCAAACCUUGAGAUUCACAGUAGAGUUCACACUGGAGAGAAACCUUUUACCUGCCCUCAGUGUGGAAAAAGCUUUUCACAAAAAGGAAACCUUCAGACUCACAUAAGUAUUCACACUGGAGAGAAGCCUUUUAAGUGUCUUCAGUGUGAAAAGGGUUUCACAUAUCAUAAGGACCUGAAACAUCAUUUGCAAAGUCAUUCGGUAAAGAAAUUGUGAGCAAUUGUACUCUGGAGGAAGACAAUUUAAUUGUACUGAGGGUAAU